AUGCACCCUAUAUUCCCUUAUGAUUAUGAAAGAAUAACAAUUGCACCUUAUUGUAUUUCGACGCCUUCAUCUACAAUAAAUUCAAACUAUACUCAACAAUAUACAUUUGAAGAACUGAAACAAUGGAAUGUGACACCAAUCAAUUUAUAUAAUUGGUACUCACCAUUGAAUAUUAUUGAAAACUAUCAUCAAUAUCUUCUUCAAACAAUUCCGAAUAACUUAACAACCACUGAAAAUAUGUAUUAUAAUUGUACACAUCCAUGGUUUGGAAGAUAUUGUGAAUAUAAACUGGAUGAUGAAAUGCAAUUUUUUCCUACGCUGGUUAGCAAUCGAUAUGAAAUGAAAGAAACAACAACAGAUGUUUUAUCAGUUACGAACGGAACAUGUUACAUUCGAUGUCAGGGUCGUCAUACAUGUUUAGAUUGGCGUGAAAUAUGCGAUGGUAUGUACAUGCAGAGAAUAUUGUGCAAUAAAACAUCUCACGAGGUGAUUAAACGUUUUUUGCUCGGAAUCUAG
Molecule: messenger RNA, 516 nt
Organism: Didymodactylos carnosus
Lineage: Eukaryota; Metazoa; Rotifera; Eurotatoria; Philodinida; Philodinidae
Source: the annotation of a GenBank genome assembly